AUGACUGCUUUGCUCUCCACCAAUGAGAUCGUUGCAACCCGGUUCAAGGCCAAGGUGCUCAAGAUAGUGCAGCGGCUGGUGAGACGGUGUGGCCAUGCCACACAUGUGCCAAGUGUAGCGGACGGCGAUUUCAGCGAUGACGAGGAUUACAGCGAUGCUGACGAGGACGAGCGCAGCGUGUUCGGCAGCAAAUCACGCGCCGCCAAGUCAGCGUCUCGCCAGGACGGGUCGAAGAAGUCUGCGUGGUCGAACACGCUCUCGUCCAGGUGUGCUGACGUGGCAUUGGGUGGAGCAUGGUAUGGGGCAUGGGAUGGGGCAUGGGGUGUGGCAUGGGGUGUGGGCAUGGGGUGUGGCAUGGCGUGUGGGAUGGGAUGUGGCAUGGGGUGUGUGUGGCAUGGGGUCUGGCAUGGGGUGUGGGAUGGGGUGUGGCAUGGGGUGUGGGAUAUGGGCUCGAUCUCGCAGGCGCGCCGGGCCCUCUCUGCACCCCUGCUCAAGCCCACCCGCGGAACCCUUUCCUCUGGUGCUACUGUUGCUGGUGGUGGGGGUCGUACUGGUGCUGGUGGUGGUGGGGGUUGUACUGGUGCUGGUGCUGGUGGUGGUUGUACUGGUGCUGGUGCUGCUGGUGGUGGUUCGAAGCGGCAUCGUGAUGGGGGUGGGGAGGGGGAGGGGGAGGGGGAGGAUUCGGGCUUUGAGUAUACAGAGGAUGGAAAGAUGGUUGUUCCGGACGAGACCGAGGGGGGUGAGGGUGGUAAAGGGGGGAGGAAAGGAGGAGCCAAGAAGGGCGGUGGCACUGUUCUAAUUGAUUACCUGCCAUGUCUAACAUCCCGUCUCCUGUCUCUGCUCUCUUCUCCCCACCAUCCCCCCUCUCCCCGCCUCUGUGCCCUCCCUUUCCCGUGCUCUUCCCGUGUUCCCCCUCCCCUCCGUGCUCCCCCUUUCCCCGUCCCCUUUUGUCCGCAGGUUGCGGCCCAAAUGGACUGCGGGGACCUGACGGAGUGUCCCGGUCUCGGGCAGUGCGUGGAUCCGGACAAGCUGUGCGACAAGACGGCCAACUGCAAGGACAAGAGCGACGACGCCGCGUGGUACUGCAACCCGCUCGACUGCUCCGACCCCGACACCACCGUGGAGUGCGUGGGCACGGACUACUGCGUGAAGCCGACUCAAGUCUGCGACGGCAUCAUGCAGUGCCCGGGCGCCAUCGACGAGUCCCCGGGUUUCUGCCUCGACUACCGCAGCUCCAACUGCAACGAGGACCAGGUCAAGUGCACCGCCACGGCCGCGUGCACCAAGGGGUACAUGUGCGACGGCGUGGCCAACUGCCCGAAGAUCAAGAACGCGAGCACCGGCGUGCUGUACGCGCCCGACGAGGACCCCAAGUACUGCGCCGCGUACUCGUGCCUGGACGGGUUCCAGAAGUGCAGCGACGAGCUGCAGUGCGUGCUGGUCGACGCUUUCUGCGACGGCAAGAAGGACUGCCUCGAUGGGAGCGAUGAGGACAAGGCCAAAGCAGCUGCUGAUGCUGCAGAUGCCAAGGCGAGGCAGCUUCAGGCAGACGCCAACGCUGCUGGGACCGAAGCGGACCGGCUUCAGAGAGUGGCUAACACCGCUGUUGGGGCUACGGCUAAGGCGAAGAAAGACGCUGCUAAGAAGGCCGGAGCGGACGUUGCUACGAAACAGGCUGCUGCUGCCGCUGCCAAGACGGACGCAAACAACAAGGAGAAGGAGUAUGAGAGCGCAAAAGACACCGCGGAUAGGCUCCGGGAGAAGCUGAAGAAAGCGAUUAGCAAGGCGCAGAACGCGGGAAGCGUGAAGGCGUCAGGUGCCGCGGCGGAGAGACUGACUUCGGCGGCGGAACGGGCCGCGAUGCAGAAGCAGAAGAAGCAGGAUGCGAUGUCGUUUGCACAAAACCAGCGACAGGUGAACCGGGUUAAGAAGUCGGAAAAGGCUUCUGUGGUGCUGGACCGAGCGCGGGCGGCGAAGAGCUUUUGGGACAAGUCGGUAUUUAAGCUGGAAGGGUUGAUGAAUGAUACUCUGGAUGCUGAGGCACUGCUGAAUAAGAUGAGCGAGCGGUAUGAUAAUCUUACGGGGGAUAUUUCGCGGCUGAAUCAGGAGAUUCGGAAGUUUCUGGCUACGGGGGAGAUGGAGAAGGUGCAGCUUCGGCAGAAGAAUGUUGCCCGAACCAAGAAGUGGCUCGACCAAACCAAGUCGGAUCGGGACGAGGCUUACCAGGCGUAUUUGGCGUCGAUGACUCUUCUGGAAGGGGGGGAGGGUGACGUGUCGCUGAGGCGGAAGACUUACAUGCGGAUUGUGAAGGAAUCGAAUAUUCUCAAUGGGAAGGACACGACGGAUCAGAUAAACGAUGGAUCUGAUGGCAGCACGGACGGUUCAGGUGACUCUUCAGGUGAUGGUUCAGGUGAUAGCACAGGUGGAGGUGAUGGUUCAGGGGAUGGCAGUGGUGACCCAUGGCUGGGCUGA
Closterium sp. Naga37s-1 is the source of this 2472-nucleotide messenger RNA. Lineage: Eukaryota; Viridiplantae; Streptophyta; Zygnematophyceae; Desmidiales; Closteriaceae. The record is from the annotation of a GenBank genome assembly.